Molecule: messenger RNA, 3688 nt
Organism: Amphibalanus amphitrite
Lineage: Eukaryota; Metazoa; Arthropoda; Thecostraca; Balanomorpha; Balanidae
Product: B-cell lymphoma/leukemia 11A-like
Exons: 4
Coding region: 376-2922 (848 amino acids)
Biological process (GO): regulation of transcription by RNA polymerase II
Cellular component (GO): nucleus
Molecular function (GO): DNA-binding transcription factor activity; RNA polymerase II cis-regulatory region sequence-specific DNA binding
Source: RefSeq, a predicted model, not a curated record
GCGUCCGGCGCCGCUGCCGUCGCAGCCAGUCGCCGCCGUGCUGUGUGGCGAGCAGCACGCGCCUGGAGCCGUCCAGAGGCCGACCAGGAGCUGUCCAGGAGCUGACCAACUGAGACUGACCGGCGCUGACCACUGGUGACCAGUGGUCAGAGGUGCACUGGGCAGAGGUCACUCGAGGUCACCCACCGAGUGACCAGUGGUCGACUGGAAUUAGAAUCACGUGAUUCCGGACUUCUUCAUUCGUGACGGACUUCCAGCCAUCGCGAACAAACCACCACUCAGGUGGAUCUGAAGUGACCCGGACUGACCUGACCUGAGGUCACUGUCACUCAGUACAGAGCGUGACGUCAUCAUCGACCCCCGUGUGACGUCAGGAUGAGGGUGAAGAUGCCGCCGUCGGUGCGGAUCGUCCAGGAUAUCCAGCCGGACAGAGGGAUGCAGCUGUUGCACCGCGAAAUCUGCUGCCAGGGCGGGUCAGAUUCGGAGCCCACCAAAGACGCCAUGACCUGCCGCGUCUGCCAGCGCGACUUCGACCUGCCAGACUUCAUCCGGCUAAUCCAGCAGUGGGCGCUCAGCUGUUCUGCCGACCCCAGCGUUGCCCCAGACCAGCACCUGACCCGCCUGGCACUGCCCGGGGCAGAGGGAGGCGAUGACCUUGAGGCACAGCGCCGCCUGGCGGCCAGUCUGCUGCGGCACCUAACACCAUCUGUCCGAGACCGAGAGAACUCGGAGUGCAGGGAGCAGUCACCGACGCCGUCCACUGCAUCCAGUGGAUCUUCGUCGGAGAAGAAAGAGGGAACCAAGAGUGAAGAGAGGGAAGAGGAGAGGAGGAAAAGCUCGGUCGUCGAUGUCGGCGCCAACACCAAUGAAUCAGGUCCUUGGAGCUACGUAUGCUUCACGUGCAAGGAACCGCACAGUUCGGCCUGGGCACUGGUGCGACAUGUUCAGGAGCGGCAUCAAGUCAAAAUCUACGAGGAUAACGCCACCAACCUCCAUCGUUCAACAACAUCGUCUCCUGCACCAGCAACAAGCACUGAGAAAAUGUCCGAUGAAGUGCCGUCACGGACAGAAGGAUCUCCGUCGCCAUCGGAUGACGCCCCGAAGCCCUGCUCUCCGUUACCAGGACCCUGUUCUCCCUCCAUAUCAGUCUCAUCACCGGCCCAAAGCUCAAUCUCCCCUGAAUGCGACUCCAGGUCAGAGUCUCCGAGUCCGCCACCCGCCGCUCAGGCCUGCUCGUCCGAGGGCGCCGUCUUCCCACGUGGUGGCAACGCCUCCGCUCCUGGGGAAGAUUCAGCAGAGCACGUUACUUCGUUUCCAUCCGUGGACGAGCCGCAGCCGAUCGUUCGGGAGGCUACCUCACCACCUCGCCUCCAAUCCGACCUCAGCAGCCGUCCUUCACCCAUCCCUGUUCCAGUCCGACCGACGAGCCGCGACUUCCGAGUGGAGAACAUCCUUUCAGAAAGGUUCCGCUUUAACUCCCUCACUGAGGACAUCUCUCGUACCCUGCAGCCGCCGUCAAGUGACUCUCUAAGCACCGAUGCUGAGCCUCUCAUGAAGAGGGCGCGGCAGUCGUCUCCACCCACAAAUCUGUCGGCUGUCACAACCAGUCCCGCCACGUCCCGUGAUCGUCCCAGAGCCUGCGAGUUCUGCCACAAAGAGUUCCGUUUUCAAAGCAAUCUUGUUGUCCACCGUCGUAUCCACACCGGUGAGAAGCCGUACCGAUGCCGCAUCUGCAGCCACGCCUGCACACAGAGCAGCAAACUGAAGCGACACAUGAAGACGCAUUUAAACGAGCUGGAUCGCGCGGCAGCAGCUGCUGCCGCUGCCGAAGAGCUUCGUGAGGAUGCAAGCACCCUGGACGAGGAAGAAGCUGAGGAGCGUGCGAAGGACGAGCGAGAGUCGGGUGAACAGGACGUUGAUGCUCCAGAGGAUCAGCCGGAGGACCUGUCUACUCGACGAACAACUACGAGAAAGACGCCCUCUCCUGCGCCAGCACCGCCGACCGCAGCAAAGCCUUCGCUGGUCGGUGAACUGAUGGACAAGUUUGGUCUAUCGAGCAUCAAUGCAUACCGGGAUGCUUAUCGUCAAGCACUACAAGAAUCAGGCAAGGAGAAUGCCACGGACAAGACCUCUUCCCAUAACGUUGCUACCUCUCUACCCCUACAUCCAUCUUCGGUACCGAUGCCGUCUGUUUCCUCUCCCAGCAUCAGUACCUUGGAGCAAGCGCGCCGACUUCGCCAGGAGCUGGAGGCGGGACCGUUGCGCGGAAUGUGGCUCCCACCGCUGCCUCUCCCCAGUCCUCUGGGUCUGCCUCCGUCCCUUCCUCCUGCUUUACUACGCCACGCCAAGGCGGCAGAGAGUGCGCUGGCUGCCUCGGCCGAGCUGGGGCUGAGCGGGUUCCGACCUGGGUCACUGGACUCGUUCAAACUCCCCGGUGGGGUGGACGCAUACAAAUUGCCCACCGGUCUAGACGCCUAUAAGCUUCCGGGUAGCCUGGAUGGUUACAAGAUUCCCACUCGACAGGACAGCUUGAAACCGCCCACCACUACGGAGCCAUUCGGCCUGAAGCCGCCCUCGGUCGCCGCAGCUACCCUCGGCCUGACCCGCCGCCAGAGACGUGACACCUGCGAGUACUGCGGAAAGGUCUUCAAGAACGGCUCCAAUCUCACCGUCCACAAGCGGUCUCACACGGGUGAGAAGCCCUACCGCUGUCGGAUGUGCAACUACGCCUGCGCACAGAGCAGCAAGCUCACUCGGCAUAUGAAGACCCACGGCCGCAUGGGCAAGGACGUGUUCCAGUGUCGAUUCUGCGGCAUGCCCUUCUCAGUCGCGUCCACCCUCGAGAAGCACAUGCGGAAGUGUGUUGUCAGCAAAGCCAGCAAGGCCUCGUUCAUGCCGUCAGUGCUUCCUGGCCAGUCAUGAGAACAAGAACGAGAACAGUGUUUACAGUGUGAUUAGGUGGCGUUAUUGGGGACGCUUGUGCGCGUGCUUCGGUAAUGUUCUUACAACCCUAUCCAUGACGAUGGUGUUCUGUGAUGUCACAAGUGUGUACGUUUGUGCGGGAAAUAUGGCAGAGCGAGAACAAUGACUACACUGUGAUUCAUAGGCGAACAGUAUGACGUCAGAGUCCUGACGCAGGAAGGUUGUCGCUCGUUCCACGUCAUGUGUGCAAAGAAUGUGUGAAUAGGAUUCGUCGGGAACAUUGGGGAGUGUGGUGACAGCGAGUCCAGUGCCCGAUACCGCACCAAGGAGAGUUAGUAUUGGAGUGUGUGCUGACAAAGUACAACGUUCGCACGCAGUAUUAGGAACUCAUCAGCUUUAAGGUCACUUUGCCGAUAACCAAAAAUGCGCACGCAUGUGAAUGUGGUUUUUACUUGGAGUUGAGUGCCUACGUGUUGACUUUAGGAGGCUGCUCACUAGAAGUGUUCUGUAAGGAGCAUUUGCGGGUGUUCGGUAGAAGAGUGUUCAUUUUAACUCUCAAUUACUUAUAGAAUAUGUGCUAGAUGCAGUUUGUAAAUAGCUCACCAAGUUUGAAGUUCAUUCACAUACUUGAGUUUCCAAUAGAUGAAGUAAAAGCAACACGUUGAAUUUACGUCCUCUCUAAAGAUGAGAAACGUAAAUGUAGGGAACAUGUAAAUGGAAAGCACGGCAAUAAAAAAUGCAAACCCACCGUUUGUUUUCAUUGUAA